This is a messenger RNA of Gorilla gorilla gorilla (western lowland gorilla), 384 nucleotides long. RefSeq names its product large ribosomal subunit protein uL16-like. Gene Ontology annotation, cellular component: ribosome. Gene Ontology annotation, molecular function: structural constituent of ribosome. Lineage: Eukaryota; Metazoa; Chordata; Mammalia; Primates; Hominidae. The coding region runs from base 1 to 384 and encodes 127 amino acids. The record is from RefSeq and is a predicted model, not a curated record. Gene Ontology annotation, biological process: translation. The transcript has 2 exons.
AUGCAGCAGGGAGGAGGACCAAAUGGAAACCUGUGCCAUUCAGUGUAUGAGAACGUUUGCAGCAUGGAGAAUGUAGCAAGUAUUCGAGGUGCCUUUGAAAAGCCCCAGGGUGCUGUGGCCGGGGUUCACAUUGGCCAAGUCAUCAUGUCCAUCUGCACCAAGCUGCAGAACAAGGAGCAUGUGAUUGAGGCCCUAUGCAAGGCCAACUUUAAGUUCCCUGGCUGCCAGAAUAUCCACUUCUCAGAGAACUGGGACUUUACCAAGUUCAUUGUGGAUGAAUUUGAAGACACGAUGGCUGAGAAGCAGCUUAUCCCAGAUAGCUGUGGGGUCAAGUAUACCCCCAAUCGUGACCCUCCAGACAAGCGGUGGGCCCUGCACUCAUGA